Molecule: messenger RNA, 1685 nt
Organism: Peromyscus eremicus (cactus mouse)
Lineage: Eukaryota; Metazoa; Chordata; Mammalia; Rodentia; Cricetidae
Gene: Ints14
Product: integrator complex subunit 14
Exons: 6
Coding region: 465-1064 (199 amino acids)
Biological process (GO): snRNA 3'-end processing
Cellular component (GO): integrator complex
Source: RefSeq, a predicted model, not a curated record
CGCUGUCCGCCGGCUCCGGGUUCCCUUGUGUGGCGCGGCCCUUAAGUUCUGGCUGUGGCGCGCGGGCGGAAGGUUUAAGCGGACGGACCGAGGCUGGCGCUGAGCUCCGGGUCCAGACUACUUGAGUGAACCAACCUUCAGAAACAUUCCAUUCUUUCGUUUAUCCCAGUGCUUACAACCUGAGUACAAAAUUGGAUUGCCACAAGUUGGCCACGGCUGAGGAAGUGCACUUGGGACCCGACACAAAUGCGCCAGUCAGGAGAAAGAGCCAGCUUCUCAGGUGUCUUCAGAGAAGGCCAGACUGACAGCUGUGGUCACCCAUUGCAGUACUAACAGCAGAGUUCAUGGGCUGGAAGUGCUUGUUGAUACCUGAUCCGAGUAAACCAUUUCCCAUUCUCUUAAGAGCAUUUCUCUGGUUGUAGCUGGCUCUCUGUUCCUAGAGGGAGUGCUAGAAUUAUUCCAUCAUGCCCACUGUGGUGGUAAUGGAUGUAUCCCUUUCCAUGACCCGACCUGUGUCUGUCGAGGGCUCUGAGGAAUACCAGCGGAAGCACCUGGCUGCCCACGGCUUGACAAUGCUGUUUGAACACAUGGCCACAAACUACAAGCUUGAAUUUACAGCACUCGUGGUUUUUUCAUCACUCUGGGAACUGAUGGUCCCCUUCACAAGAGAUUACAACACCCUACAGGAAGCACUGAGUAACAUGGAUGAUUAUGACAAAACCUGCUUGGAGUCUGCCUUAGUUGGUACAGAUGUACAGAAGAUCUUAAGAAAUGCAAGGAAGCUCCCUGAAAAAACACAGACAUUCUAUAAGGAGCUGAACAGGUUACGAAAAGCUGCCUUAGCCUUUGGUUUCCUGGACCUGCUCAAAGGGGUGGCCGACAUGCUGGAGAGGGAGUGCACCCUGCUGCCUGACACAGCCCACCCAGAUGCAGCAUUCCAGCUCACCCACGCUGCCCAGCAGCUCAAGCUGGCCAGCACCGGCACCUCUGAGUAUGCUGCCUAUGACCACAACAUCACACCCCUGCAUACAGACUUCUCAGGGAGCAGCACGGAACGACUGUGACGCUGACCUCUGGAGCUUUCCUUCUCUGUUCAUUUUGUCUGAAAAUGACAGAGUUCAAACCUUCCCAGCUCAUUCAGCUCCAAAUAGCCACCCACCGACCUUGAGCUGUCUCAGAAGCAGCGCUCCAAAUGGAAUGCCUCUACUGCAGUCUGAGAAAGGUCCGAAGGCUGCUUGUCCAGGGCUUUAACAUCAGCUGUAUGGGGCUCAGUCUUUAAGUCCAAAACAGCUUCUGUUCCAUGUUGAGCACAGCUCCUGAGAAGCUUGGACAGUGAGGACGGAGCUGCUGCAGCCCUCAGGAAGCCUGCCCAGCAAGGGCCUUCCCGAAUCCAGAAAGCAACUUUUUUACAGGUUUAUGUCUCAAUUAUAAGGACAUUCUUAAACUACUGUGCUUAGAAUGAGCAAUCCAGACAUCCAGAACUUGCCUAAGUACAAACUUGAUGCCACUGGGUUUCAGAUUUUUUUAGAACUUGUUAAAAUACAGUGGCCAUGCUCAGGUGUUUCUGGUGUAUCUCAAGGUACAAAUUUUUAGACAGUAACCACACAUGUGUAAAAUCACUCCUGUUCGUGUUUUUAAAUGAAAAUUAAAUAUCUGAUUUUCUAUAAAAUGAUUUCAUCUAGAAA